Messenger RNA from Miscanthus lutarioriparius, 591 nucleotides. The record is from the annotation of a GenBank genome assembly. Lineage: Eukaryota; Viridiplantae; Streptophyta; Magnoliopsida; Poales; Poaceae.
AUGGUCGAGAUUUCUGACCUGGUUACGCGGAUGGAAAUUGAUGGUGCGGCCCAAGCCAGUGACUACGGCCCAAGCUCUGGAGAUGGCUCUGAUGUCGACGACCCGGCCGCCAAGCACGGUUUGGGCCUGGAGGUUGAGGAUGCACUUCACGCGGAGGCUGCAGCGGCAGAUCUGAACAAGGACCGUGAGGAGCCUGAUGAUGAGUACGCCGCCUUCACCGCUGGUAUGUUCAAGGCCGUGCCGCCCUCGAUCCUACAGAGGUCGGACCUGUUUGCUCCGACAAGCAGCCGCGGCAAGAGGCGGGUGGCAGCCCCCAGCCGCUCAAGCACACGCCUUGCAGCCCGGGCGUCUCCAUUCCCGGUUGCUGAGCGUGCCCAGCACAGGCUCAUGCGUGAGCUCGCCUUCAUCAACAGCAAGUCAGCGGCACCGGAUGCAGCGGUCACGGCCUACACCGACAUGUACGGGGAAGAUCUCCCAGACAAGGCGGUGCAGGCCAUCAGGGCGGCAACGCGUCUGGGGAACAAGGAGCUGUCCGAGGCGCUUGCGGCCAUUGCAGCGGAGUCUGGCGUGGCACAGAUGGAGGUGGCUUAG